This is a messenger RNA of Glycine soja, 465 nucleotides long. RefSeq names its product U3 small nucleolar ribonucleoprotein protein IMP3-like. Gene Ontology annotation, cellular component: small ribosomal subunit; small-subunit processome; Mpp10 complex. The transcript is spliced from 5 exons. Lineage: Eukaryota; Viridiplantae; Streptophyta; Magnoliopsida; Fabales; Fabaceae. The record is from RefSeq and is a predicted model, not a curated record. Gene Ontology annotation, molecular function: snoRNA binding; structural constituent of ribosome; rRNA binding. The coding region runs from base 1 to 465 and encodes 154 amino acids. Gene Ontology annotation, biological process: rRNA processing.
AUGAGGAAGCUAAAGUUUCAUGAAAAUAAGCUUUGGAAGAAGGUAAGUGUUUUGGAAUGGAAGAGGGAAGGGGGUCACUUAGAGAACCUGGUUAUGCAAUGCUACCAUAUUACUAGACGAGAUGAUUACAAAAAAUAUUCAGGUUUAUGCCAUAUGGUUCAGAAGUUGGUAAACAUAUUGAAACAAAUGGACCCAAAGGAUCCUUUUCGGAUUGAUAUGAUUGAUAAGCUUCUGGAAAAAUUGUACAACAUGGGUGUGAUUCCAACCAGGCAAAGUAUCAUGUUAUGCGAACGCUUAACUAUCUCAUCCUUCUGCAAGCGUAGGCUCUCAAUUGUUUUUUUGCGACUAAAAUUUGCGGAGCACUUGAAAGAAGCUGUCACAUAUAUUGAGAUAAGAGUUGGUCCAAAGACAGCUACAGAUCCAGCUUUCGUUGUAACUAGAAACAUGGAAGACUUUGUUACAUAG